Messenger RNA from Talaromyces marneffei, 2061 nucleotides. RefSeq lists its product as uncharacterized. The record is from RefSeq and is a predicted model, not a curated record. Bases 1 to 2061 code for a protein of 686 amino acids. Lineage: Eukaryota; Fungi; Ascomycota; Eurotiomycetes; Eurotiales; Trichocomaceae. The transcript has a single exon.
AUGGCAACUUUCAAGAAACUUUUCUCAGCCGCUUCGCCGAGGGAAGAAGUCCAAAGCGUCAGCAGUCAGCAAUAUGUCAACCAAUACACCAAUUCACCUACUCGUGAUCCUAGGACGCCUGCGUCCCCCUAUACUUAUCCGCUACAAUCGCAGAGUAAGCAAGAUGUGAACCGACAUUACGAGGGAAUAGAGAGGCAAUUCGAGCAACUACACGAGACGUUCUACUCCCGCACCCUCGCAUCUCUUCGUCAAUUCCGGUACACCAAGGCCGGCGAGUCUUCAGAUCAGAAGAACAGAUACAUCGAUGUUGUGGAGGCUUUGUUCUCAAAUCAUCGCUACCAGAUGUCAUCCACCAGAUCGAUGUCGCCGAUAACUCCUUACAACGAGGACAUUGCAGACCGAAAUAUAAUCGCCCAACAUUUCCCCCAACUGAACCCUCAGUACUCCCGCCCGAUAUCCGGCUUGUAUCAGGAAGAUGUGGCGGACAGGAAUAUAUCAAGGUCAAAGAGCAAUCCAAUUUACAAAGGACCUCGGUCUAGCCGUCUGAGUGUGAGGUCCGAUGACUAUGAAGAGAAGGCGAGCAGCUCCAGAUCUAAAUCACAGACCCGUUCUCAUGAACCACGGACGAGUUAUCCUCCAGCAAAUUUGACAAAAUCUCCGAGUAGAGACGUGGCAGUUGAACUGCCAAUACCGGAGAAGGAUCAACGAAGAGGUCAGACGUUGUUAAGACCUCAGGCCUCUGCGCCGGAUCUAAGCAUGGUAGAAAUUAAGACUCCUGAUCUUGCCAGUUUUCCAAGGCCCCCAACUUCGGGAGCGGAUACAGUUGUGGAAGAGCCAUCGAAGGAACCGGAGAAAAUGCCGGAAAAGGCGUCUCCAAAAUCGCCCCGAAAAUUGUCCGGCAAGGCAUUGGAAAAGGCGAUUGAAAAAGCCUUAGCGGAGGAAGAAGCAGUCACAGACAAUUCAUCUGUUUGCAGUGGCAGGCCGAGUUCGGAUAUUGAAAUGUCAGAUAGCAGACAACCAGCGGAUGCGAAAUCAUCAACAAGUUCUCGAACGAGCAAGAAGAAUGUCCGUGACCUUAUUAUCAAUACGGAUAUCACUGCCAUAAAGAAACCGAGCAUAAGAAUCGAACAUUGUGCAAUUCAACCUCCAACUCCCCGCAACCCUGUACCAAUUCCACAAAACGCCAGCAUUGACGAAAUUGUGCACAGUCCAUUGCUCACAGUCGGCCCUAACCACCUCACUGCUCAACCUUCUCCUGCCCUUGACAUUGAUGACCUUAUGAAGAUUUUCAAACAAGCCUACAAUAAUACUACACAAAAACCUAACCCUCCGUACCCUACAUUCGAGACGCUGCAAGAGAUCAUUAUUCGCGAAAUCAACUCUCAUGACGCCUUUCGCAAAGUCCCUGUACCGAAUGACCUUCUAGUUACACCCCCAUCUUCUGAGAAUUCAGUGCAUGAUGAUAUCCUUCUACCUCCGCCGGGUCCUUCAAGGGUCAAACCACUUCUAGAGAAGGAAAGUCCGUUAUCAAGGCUCAUUCGCAGACGAUCAAAUAAUGGGCUUCAAGGCCGAAGUUCACCAGCUCCAAACACCUCACCUAUCAAAACUUCAUCCCCUCCAAACUCUCCACCAACCUAUACCAACUAUAACAGCCAAAGCACCGAGGCCGACAUAUACUUGGCACCAACAAAAAAGACUGCAUCGAGAGACACACAACCAUUCAUCCCUCGGCGACGGCGCCAUACAUAUGGAGAACCACUAACUCCAUCUCGAACAUCAGCCCCAAUGUCACAACAACGCCAACAGCUACAACUUCAAUCUCAGCCGCAUCAACGACCUCAAUCCCGACCUCUACCGCCCGCGCAUACUUCAUCCGCAUCUAUAUCCUCUUCUUCUAGCUUCAGUCUCUUCCCAGCCACAAAACCUAUCCCACAACCUCGAUACAAAAAUCAUUUCAAACGCAAGUCGGACCCAGUCCCCCCGUCUCCGCAUUUCACCGAAUUCAUCCCCAUGGACGCUGCUACACCACCCAUAUAUCCUAGCUAUGUGCGACAGCAAUAA